CAUCUCAGCAGCGCUCAAGUUGCAGUUGCAGACCAAGAUGAUCCGGCAAGAUUUUCACAGGAUAGACCCGAAACGAAGGGCCACCCUCGACCACAAAAAGAAGCAAUUCGCAAGCCCGACUUUCAAGCAACAGGACUACCCACAUCGCCUGAACUUCUAUGAAAUCCCCCCGACCGAUGAGAUCACGCUGGAACAGUUUGAACAAUGGGCGAUUGACCGGCUGAAAGUCUUGGCUGAAAUCGAAGCCUGUUCUUAUCGAAACAAAUCGCCAGCAGAGACCGAGGCGCACAUCACCCCCCUCCUCCAGAAAUACCUCCCUCUAUCCUCCAACACAUCCUCUUCCAACGGCGCCGCAGAUCAACGGCUGAAAAAUGAACGUCAGAAGGACCAUUACUCCCACUUCAUCCUUCGCUUGGCCUUCUCGGCCACGGAGGACCUCCGCCGGCGGUUCGCGAGAGCAGAAACCAUGCUCUUUCGAUUCCGCUUCCAACGAGACGAUACGAGAGAGAAACGCGCCUUUAUUGAGAGCCUGAACCUGGAAUGGGAACCGGUAGAGGAUGCAGAGAGACAGAGACUUUCCGACCAUUUACUGGGGGCGACCCCAGGUUUACGCCGUGUAGAUGAGGAAACAUGGUACAAGGUGGACUGGGAGAAGGUUCCGGAACUGGUCGAGAGACGAAGUGUUUUCUUGUCUAAGGGGAAAGCGUAUGUGCCCGGCAGAGAACAAGUGAGCAUGAUCAUAGCGGAGUUCACUGCCCGUUUGGAGCGCGCUUUGGAGCUUACGAGUAGAGCCCUCCCACGGCUGGAUGAAGACGACCGGCUCACUCCAAUCCUCAACCACAUGUCGAAGAACUUUGGAAGUGCCGAAUCCGUGUACUCGGAAGGUGAAGGAUUCGUCGACGGUGCAGCGAUCACGGCAAACAACGUUGACCGGCUAUCUCAACAUUUCCCACUGUGCAUGCGCAGUCUUCACAUGAACUUGCGGAAGAACAACCACCUGAAACACUAUGGACGGUUGCAAUAUACCCUGUUCCUCAAAGGAAUCGGCCUGUCACUUGAGGAGUGUAUUGUUUUCUGGCGCCAGGGCUUCAAGAAUUUGACCGACGACGAAUUCAACUCACGAUACAAGUACAACGUCCGUCACGCUUACGGCGAUGUCGGUGGUGAUUCAAAUCGCAGUGGCCGAGGAUACCCCCCAUAUUCGUGCCAGAAGAUUCUCCAAGACUCGAAUCCCGGAGUCGGCCAGUCACAUGGAUGUCCGUACCGCCAUUUCUCUGUUGAUAAUCUGGUCGGGCUUCUGCAGUCCACCGGUGUCAACGAUCGGGAAGUCCUACGCGGGGUGCGAGAAGAUGUUGAGAAGAUGCGGUUCCAUAUCGCUUGCAACAGAGUCUUCGAGUGGACUCACAAAGCAGACAUCAAGCGAGUCAAGGAGGAUGGUACAUGGAACCAGACCGACCUGGACACCAUUGUCCACCCCAAUACCUACUUCAAGCGCAGCUAUCUCUUGAAGCAGAUGGGACAGGCGCCGAGAAACACAUGAAAACCAUGGUGAUGGGUCCACGAAGCCACGUUCCAUUGCAUUUGUUUGUCGUUUGCGAAUUUCCACCACGCGGGCGUUUCAGGUCAGGAUAUGGGAGGACGCAAGGUCCUGGUUCUUAGGUAGAUAUAGUAUAUGUAAAUUGAAAGCAUGAAAUUUCCACGGU
Molecule: messenger RNA, 1703 nt
Organism: Aspergillus heteromorphus CBS 117.55
Lineage: Eukaryota; Fungi; Ascomycota; Eurotiomycetes; Eurotiales; Aspergillaceae
Product: DNA primase subunit PRI2
Exons: 3
Coding region: 38-1540 (500 amino acids)
Biological process (GO): DNA replication, synthesis of primer
Cellular component (GO): alpha DNA polymerase:primase complex
Source: RefSeq, a predicted model, not a curated record